Pelecanus crispus (Dalmatian pelican) is the source of this 592-nucleotide messenger RNA. NCBI's taxonomy places the organism in Eukaryota, Metazoa, Chordata, Aves, Pelecaniformes, Pelecanidae. The record is from RefSeq and is a predicted model, not a curated record.
CCUCUCCCGCUGCAGGUGUGCUUCAUCGGCCGAAGCAACGUGGGGAAAUCAUCUUUAAUCCGGGCCUUGUUUUCACUGUCUCCAGAUGUGGUGGUCAGGGUGUCAAAAACUCCGGGCCACACCAAGAAGAUGAAUUUCUUCAAAGUAGGGAAGUACUUUACUGUGGUGGAUAUGCCAGGAUACGGCUACCGUGCCCCGCAAGACUUUGUGGAGAUGGUGGAGGCCUAUCUGCAGGAACGGCGCAACCUGAAGAGGACUUUUCUAUUAGUUGAUGGCGUAGUAGGACUCCAGAAAACAGAUCAUAUUGCAGUAGAGAUGCUGGAAGAGUUUGGGAUUCCUUAUGUGAUGGUGUUAACAAAAAUUGACCGAGCUUCCAGGGGACUGUUGUUAAAGAACGUACUGGAGAUCCAGGAGUUUGUAAAGGAGAAAACUCAGGGAUGCUUUCCUCAGUUAUUCCUGGUCAGUUCUGUGGAGUUUUCAGGGGUUCACUUGCUGAGGUGUUUUGUAGCCCAUGUUACUGGAAACCUGCCUACUCUAGAGGCCAGUUGAAAAGACUGACUCCUGGUCUGCUCAGUUCAUCCAGAACAAAAGG